UACUGCCGCAUACCGCUAGAGCGCUUAGUGCCAAUGCGGUUUUCGAACUGUCAACGUGAAAUAACGGCAACGGCAACGGAGUGAGAGCAGGCAAAUAGUGCGUAUUCGCGCGCCGCGCGGAUUGGUUCUUUGUUCACAUAUUGUGUCAUUAUUUGUUUUUAUUAGCAGCGAUUAAAAGUUAUUUCGUAAUUUAUAACCAAGACAGGAACUAGCAAUGGAUUUGAGCGUGGAGGAAUUCGUGGAUGGUCUUUUCAAGAAGGAAGCAAGUGAACAGUCCUCUGACAAAGAGAAACCCGAAGAUAUACGAAUGGACUAUCCCGAAUGGUACAGCGAGAAGAAAUACAAUCAGGGGCGUCGCUUCUAUUGGGACAACUGCUUCUCACUGACGUCAUCGAUGCUGCUCGGCCUUGUGGCUGUAUUCGCAGUGCCCUCCAUCCUGAGGGUCCUCGUCAGCUCGCGCCGAUCUAGUUCCCAAUACACCGCCUACAGGAGAUACCUGUCCACAUUACUACACACCGUCGCCUGGUUCGAGAAUGAUCUGAAACCUGGCAGCAUAUCUUGGCGAUCAUUGUACACUGUAAGAUGUCGCCACGUUCGCGCGGACAUCGCCGCCAAGAUGAAGGGUAUAGGCAGAGUCUCACAACGAGACAUGGCGCUAACACAGUUCGGUUUUAUCGGCUUUUCAAUACUUAAGCCGGACAAAUUCAGCAUCAGACCGAUGCAAUCAGAAGACUGGGAAAGCUACAUACAUUUCUGGAGGGUUAUCGGAAACAUGAUUGGACUGCAGGAUCGGUACAAUAUCUGCCGUAAAAACUUACAAGAAACAAAGCAGGUGUGCCAGCUGCUAUUAGAGCGCGUAUUCACGCCUUCUUUGGACCAUGUGCCGGAGUACUUCGAGCAUAUGGCCAGGGUAAUGUUGGAAGGGAUGUGGUCUGUCAAUCCGACAGUCAAUACAUCUGCAUUGUUAUACUGGACUCGGCAUUUAGCAGAUGUACCCGGUUAUGUGUACACUGAAAAGGAGAGAGCUGACUUCCAGGACAGACUACGUGAACAUUUGAAGGACAAAUCUGAAGAUACUGGCGUAGAUUCAACAGUAUUUACUUCUCGGCCAGCUAUAGAAGGAAUAAACGAGCGACCUCCUCGCUUACUUUACCUACAUGAUUAUGACACGAUUGAAUCAAUACCAGAAUACAAAAUCCUACCAUUCGCUGCUAAAUAUAAGUUAGCAGUUAGCAGUAUUUUGUAUGCAUUCUAUUCGACGUAUAUAGGAAAAUUGUACUUAAAUUUAAACUUCCUUUUUAGUUUAUUACUAAUGAAAUAUUUCCCUUAUCUAGCUUUCUUUAGAUUCGGUAUAAAAGCGUCUUUAGUCAAUAUAUUUGUUGAAGAUCCUGUCGACAAUACAGAACCAAAAACAAACGCGGAGUAUAACAAACCACCGCCUGAGUUACCUUGGUAUAAAGCCACGUUAUCUGUUUUGACAUGGUGAUUAAUUGUUCCUAUGUAAAAAAACUUUUAAUCGCACUCAGAGUGUUUAAGUGGUCUAUUACUAUUCAGAACAAAUACCUUUAUACGUAUUAUUUGUUUUUAUUUCUAAACUCUUUGUUAACAAUGCAUUUAAUUUAAGUAUUUCGUAAGCACGCAAUAUGACGUUUGAAAAUAAAUGUUGCCAAUUUAAAAAACUAAUUUAUAUAUAUACUUUAUGUAAAAGUAUUAUUUUUUUCUGUUAAGACAUUUACCAUAUAGAUAUAAGUUUUUUAUGCAUAUCAAUAAAUAUUCUGUCUGUGAAAGUAAACUGGAUACUUGUAAAUUGACCGUGGCUAAUUAUGCAAAAAGUUUCGUAAGUAAAAUUGCAUUAUGGAGAUGACUUGUCUCGUUCACGACUAGCUAGUGGGCCUAUCAUCAAAUACGUCGAAAUUAGUAUGAGAUUUUUACUGUACUUUAAGCCCGAUUGCUACAAUUUUAAUAUAAAUUUUAUCGAUGACAAUACGAUAGCACUUUACACAAAUAUUCGUGUUAGGCCCAAUUAGGUGUUACGAUCAAUAUCGAGAUAUUAAGACAAGGUCAAAUAUAACUGACCGAUACUCCCCUAUUCAUCAAACGAAUGUGUAUUUCGAUGAACUUAUAAAUUUUAUAUUUUUCGUUAAAACUCAUAAAUUCUUCAAUAACUUUGAUAUUUUUUGUCUCACAAAAUUAAAACUUUCAUUAAUCUUUUACAAUAUAGAAUAUAAAGACCGCGAAAAAUGACAUUUUCGCAUCUAUGUAUCGAACAAAUUUAUU
This is a messenger RNA of Papilio xuthus (Asian swallowtail), 2277 nucleotides long. RefSeq lists its product as uncharacterized. Bases 215 to 1486 code for a protein of 423 amino acids. The transcript has 6 exons. Lineage: Eukaryota; Metazoa; Arthropoda; Insecta; Lepidoptera; Papilionidae. The record is from RefSeq and is a predicted model, not a curated record.